AUUUUGGAGCUCUCUAGGUUCUGUGGUGAUGAGGUUAAAUUACAUGAAGACUUGUGUUUCAUUUUUAUUGAUCUUUGGAUGUUCAAGGGUUAUUGAACUUUAAGUGUAGUUGCUUACAACAUUAAGAUUAGUUUAUUGUAGUUUUGAAAUGUUUAUGUGGUGGUGUGUUCCCCUCAAAAAUGCUGAAGGAGAUAAGGAUAUUUUUUUCAGCAAAUCUAAUGGACAUUAUCCUUUUUUACUAUCCAUGGUGCUGAAAGUGAAAGCAAAAGCAGGUUUAGACUGUGAUGGUUUGGAGUAAAGUUUUUGAGGCUCUAUCUCUUUUUUUCUUUCUAUAUUAAAAUGCUUUCGCCAGUCACAUAAACAGGCACUUUGAAUAAUCUACUACUACAUAGUUACAUUUUUUUAUUUUUCUUUUUGAACAUUUUAAGGAUAUGGAACUAAGACGUUGUCUGCUAUAGUGCUUGGGAGCAUUUCUAAGUCGCACUUAUAAUGCUGUCCGUGGUGCUGAAAAUGAUAGCAAAAGUCAGUCCAGACGUUUUGUUCUUUAUUUAUUUCUUUUGUAUGCUCUGUUGGGUUUUUCUUUUAGAAACUUUUACCAGACCCAUAAAUGAACACAUUGAAAAACUGACUUUUACAUACUUUGACUGUUUUGAUUAUUGUUUGCCUCUUGACUUAAUAAGCGGUCGGAUUUAGUGCUUGAAAAAAAUAUUUCUAAGCGCCCCUGUGAUGCUGUCCAUGGUGCUGAACAUGGGAAUAACAGUCAGUACAGUCUUUUUAAAUGUUUUUAACAAAAGUUUGAUUUAAUAUUUUGAUUAAAAAAUAAUAGUAAUAAUAAUAAAUUUGACGUUUACCAGUCAGAUAAGUUGACACUUGUAAAAUAUACGUCUUCAUAUUUUGAUUUUGCAGGUGCUAGUGUAUUGUUACGCCCCAUGGUGAGGUGCUUAACAAUUGGUGAGGAGCCUGAUUUAUUGCUUGGGGAGAUUUCCAACACGUUUAGGCUUAGCAAAAAAUGUCUUAAUAAAUAGUAUUUCAGGAUUAGCGUUUAAAAGGGAUGUGCAUUUUAUUUAAUGCCUUAUUUUAUAUAGGAUGAAGCCAUGCUUGUGCGCUCCCUUUUUUUUCCCUUUUUUUUAAAUAGAGCUGUCGACAAAAUGUGUCUAAAGCAAAAUAGGGGCACAAUAAAAGCAAAAAAGAAACAAACACAGAGAGAGAGACACACUCAAGCAAAAGUUUAGGUCAAAUGAUUUAUGUUGGCUACAUAUCUGCAACACUUACAGGCUAUAUAAGCUACACGCGCAAAACAUGUAAAAGUUAACAUUUUUGAACCUUCAAAGUAGCAAAACACAAUAGCAAAAAUACAGGCAGACUAAUUUAUAGCCUAUAUUCAUCCACCUCAUCGAAUAUACUUUAGAUCAAUAGAUUAGUAUAGCAAAAAAAAAAAGCUGCGAGUUUAGGGUUUUUUUUUUUUUUUUUUGGCUGUUUUCUCAGUACAUUACGCGGCAGUUAAAUGUGGAACGGAUCAUAAAAAAAUAGAAAUUUUCAAGUUCAUCCCUGACUAUAAUCUGUACUGUAAUAACAGCUCGCAGGGUGUCACUAAUGUAAAAGUGGAUGACUCUUGGUUGGAUAUGCUCUUCUUAUUGGUUGCAUCACGUUUUGGGGCGAUGGCUUCAAAUCUUUUGUUUUUUUGCAGGGCUUUCAUCAUCGGUGUGGUUGCGCGUUGCCAGCUGCUUUUUCUAUGAAUUUUCUCUUGAAAAAUCAGACUUAAAAACGAUUUUGUUUUUUGCAUAUCGUUUUUUUUUUAUUAUAAUUUUGCUUGGAAUGGACAAUGGCUCGAGCAGGAAAUAUAAAGUGGUCUGAGCUUCUGCCCGCGCUUCUAGUUUUUCUAGGUCUUCAUUUAAAUUUCACUUUGGCACAACUGCGAUAUGCUAUUCCAGAAGAACUCACGGUGGGGACUAUUGUUGGGAAUAUUGCUAAAGAUGUCGGUCUGGACCGCAGUGCUCUGGAAACGAGGGGGUUUCGCAUUGUCUCGGGAUCCGCCGUACCCCUCUUUGAGCUCAACGAUAACGGAGUGUUAACCAUUCACCGCAAAAUAGACCGAGAAGAGGUGUGCGCAGGCGUCACCAACUGCAUUAUCAACAUAAAGACGGUGCUGGAGAAUCCGCUGGAGGUCCACUAUGUCGGUGUAGAGAUUCUGGAUGUGAACGACCACUCUCCCACCUUUCCUGACAACGAGACGCACCUAGAAAUUUCGGAGUCUGCUUUACCCGGAGCGCGAUUUCAGCUCCAAGCGGCCGGUGAUCCUGACAGUGGCGCGAAUUCUGUUCAGAAUUAUAAGCUCAGUCAGAAUGAUCAUUUUCGCUUGGAGGUCAAAGACAGAGGGGAUGAUGGUAAAAUCCCUAUUCUGUAUUUGCAGAAACCGCUGGACAAAGAAGCUGCGCGUCAUCACAUUUUGCGCCUUACGGCUGUUGAUGGCGGAAAGCCUGCGAGAUCAGGGACGAUGACAAUUGUUAUAAAUGUUUUAGAUACUAACGAUAAUAUGCCAGUUUUUGUGAAAGAAUCAUAUAGUGCUAUGCUUGAGGAAAAUUCCCCCGUUGGCACAAGUGUUAUUCAAAUGAACGCCACAGAUUUAGAUGAUGGUUUAAACGGGGAGGUGGUUUAUUCCUUUGGGAAUAAUGUAAACAAUAAAAUACAUAAAUUGUUUGAAAUUGAUGCUAAUACAGGAGUUAUAACUGUGAAAGGACUGAUAGAUUUUGAAGGAAAAGAUAAAUACGAGAUUGACAUCAAAGCUUCUGAUAAAGGAUUGGCUCCCUUAGCAACAGAAAAAAGUGUCAUGAUAACUAUUGUUGAUCUAAAUGAUAACGCACCGGAGAUUGAGGUGACAUCUUUAUCAAAUGCUGUUCCAGAGGACUCUAAACCUGGAAGAACAGUUGCACUGUUAAGUGUGACAGAUAGAGAUUCAGGUGUGAAUGGAAAGGUAAUCUGUUCCAUCACUGAAGAUGCACCUUUUACAUUAACUCCUUCAUCACAAGAAAAUAUGUAUUCCAUAAUUACAAAGUCUGUCCUUGAUAGAGAACGUCAGUCUAGCUAUACACUAACAAUAGUUGCAAAAGAUGCUGGUGAAACACCUUUGUCAUCUCAACUGACAAUAGGUGUGAAAGUCUCAGACGUGAAUGAUAAUAGUCCAAAGUUUUCCUCAAAUCCUUUUACGUUUUACUUGGCUGAAAAUAAUGCAGUUGGAGUUCCUCUGUUUUCUGUUAGUGCUCAUGACAGUGAUGAAGGUGAAAAUGCUGUUUUAUCCUUUUCUAUGGCAAAAAAUGAUAAUGGAAACACAAAAAUAGCAUCAUUUCUGAGCAUUAACUCAGAAACAGGAGAAAUUUCAGCUCUGAAAAGUUUUGACUUUGAAAGUGUGAAAACGUUCCAGUUCCACGUUGUUGCCACAGAUUCUGGAAGUCCUCCUCUGAGCAGCAACGUGACAGUGAACGUGUUCAUUCUGGAUCAGAACGACAACGCUCCAGUCAUCCUGUAUCCAGUCAGCUCCAACGGUUCUGCUGAAGGGGUGGAGGAGAUUCCCCGCAACGUGAACGCAGGACACUUGGUGACUAAAGUGCGAGCCUAUGACGCUGAUAUAGGAUAUAACGGCUGGCUGCUGUUCUCACUGCAGCAAGUGACUGACCACAGUCUCUUUGCUUUGGACCGCUAUACAGGACAGAUCCGAACUCUCCGCUCGUUCACAGAGACAGACGAGGCUGAACACAAACUGCUCAUCCUGGUCAAAGACAAUGGCAACGUUUCCCUCUCAGCAACAGCUACUGUCAUUGUCAAACUUGUGGAGCCCAAAGAGGCUUUUGCAGCUUCUGAUGUUCAAAGUGCAGCAGCGGAGGAUGAAGACAGUCACGUGACUUUCUACCUCAUCAUCACUUUGGGCUCCGUUUCCCUGCUGUUUCUCAUCAGCAUCAUCGUGCUGAUUGCAAUGCAGUGCUCCAAGUCCACAGACUAUACUUCCAAAUAUCUGCCAGAGCCCAAUUAUGAUGGAACACUGUGUCACAGCAUCCAGUACAGAUCUGGAGACAAACGCUACAUGUUAGUGGGACCCAGAAUGAGUGUUGGAUCUACCAUAGUUCCUGGAAGUCACGCAAACACACUUGUACUUCCUGAUAGGAGGAAAACAGCAAGUGACGUUUCUAUGGAGACGAAAGAGCAGUGCGGAAGGAGAAAAACAGAAAGAGGAGAGAAUCAGCCUUGAAGGGUGUUCACGUACCUCCCCUCCCCCCAUGUGCUCACACGCUCAUGAACCGUACACGCCCUUCUGAAACAUGCAGGCGUAUGCAUGUUAUUUUCAGCAUCAACUCUACUAAAAAAAUGAAAACACCAUUAGAUGAAUGCAGAGCACUAAAUAUGUGGAAAAGCCUUUUAAAAAUGCAGGGACCACACCUCAUGUGUUCUGUUGGCUGCUUCUGCUCAUGCAGCCAGCUCUCUGCUUCUCUCCACUCAGCCAGUUCCCCCUGACGUCCACGCUUCCUGCAGUUUCUCCAUUUUUUUUUUCUUUCAAAGGCAGCAAAUUAUUCUGAAUGAAAGGAAAGCUGUGUUAACAUUAGAUUCAUAAUGUAGUUUUUCAUAUUCAUGUUUUUAUUGUUUAUCUUUACAAACACCAAUUAAUUCACAGUAAAUAAUUCAUCAAAUUUGAUUAUCAUGGCUUCAGGGAAUGUAAAUGUUUAUGUAUGACAUCCAGAUGAUAAUUUAAUAAAGUCAGACUUCAAAAUGUCAUUAUGAUUUUUUUUUUUUUUUUUGUAUAUGACUUCUAUGAAUUUCCAUCUUUUUGAAUUUAUUCUUCAUUUAGGGCUGCACGGUGGUGGAGUGGUUAAUGCCUUUCCCUCACAGCAAGAAGGUCCUGGUUCAAAUCCCUGCCAGGAUCUUUCUGUGUGGAGUUUGCAUGUUCUCUCCGGCUUCCUCCCACAGUCCAAAAACAUGCUUCAUAGCUUGUUUGAUUACUCUAAAUCAUCCUUAAGAUAUGUGACAUUGCGACGGGCUGGUAACCUGCCCAGAGUGUUCCCCACUUUUCCCCAACAGUAGCCAGGUUAGACUCUGACAGGGUCAUGACCCCAAAAGGGAUAGAGUGCAUUAAAGAGAUGUGUUAAUGAGCUAUUUUUUGAUAACUUAAUCACUUUCCCCUUAAUUUAUUUAUUUAUUUUUAAUUAAGAAGCUAUUGCAAAUAACAACACUAAUCUUUUGUUUAGCUCUUAGAACAUAUGAAAAUGUUUUUUAGUCUCUGGAAAGCAGUCAAAAUCAUAAAAAAAAAAAAAAAAA
Molecule: messenger RNA, 5301 nt
Organism: Oryzias melastigma (Indian medaka)
Lineage: Eukaryota; Metazoa; Chordata; Actinopteri; Beloniformes; Adrianichthyidae
Product: protocadherin gamma-A11-like
Biological process (GO): homophilic cell-cell adhesion
Cellular component (GO): plasma membrane
Molecular function (GO): calcium ion binding
Source: RefSeq, a predicted model, not a curated record